AGUUUGUUGCACAGGAACUAGUCUGUGGGCAUGAGUGGAGCUGCUGGGAUUUUUAAUUGAAGAGCGUUUUUACUUAAAGAAAUUGAUGGAAGCAUGGAAAAUCCAGCUUGUAUUUUGGAAGAACUGAAGCAGUUUGUCAUAUGUGAUGCCCCAAAAACGGUGUAUUACAUCCCAGAUUUUAUAUCAGAAGACGAGGAGUCCUACCUUCUACAGCAGGUCUAUAAAUCUCCAAAAACUAAAUGGACCCAACUGUCAGGCAGAAGGCUUCAGAAUUGGGGUGGGUUACCACAUCCCAAAGGUAUGCUGGCAGAGAAGAUCCCUGACUGGCUUCAGACUUACUGUGAGAAAAUCUCCUCUCUUGGUGCUUUCAAUGGGAAAACAGCCAAUCAUGUGUUGGUGAAUGAGUAUAAACCAGGUGAGGGGAUAAUGCCUCAUGAAGACGGCCCACUCUACCAUCCUACCGUCACCACCGUCAGCCUUGGUUCUCACACCCUGCUCGACUUCUACAGACCUGUCAGCAGCCUCGAGGAAAAGGCGCCGCAGACGGAGGAGAGCCGAUACCUGUUCUCCCUGCUGGUGAAGCCACGUAGUCUUCUGAUCCUGCAGGAUGAGAUGUACCAGCGCCUCCUUCAUGGUAUUCAAGGGUGCGCCCAGGAUACACUAACAGACAGGGUGGUGAACCUGUCUGCUGCCAGGGCCCUGCCAGGGGAUACACUGACCCGAAGCACCAGAGUGUCCCUCACAAUAAGACAUGUGCCUAAAGUUAUGAAGACAAAGCUCCUGCUGGGACGGAAGUGAGGACAGACUGGAUCUGACAGCUUGCUAUGGCUCAACAUGACAACACAACUUUGUGUUUGUUUGAUCCUGCUGCAGCUUUUGAACUGUAAUGGCUUUUCUGUGUAUAAUAAGCAUAAUGCAUACAAGUUGUAAGCCUUGUAGGUCAUUACAGACUUUGUCCUUCCAGGUAAUUUUUCCUCGGUUUUGGUUGUGUUACCCCAUAUGGGAUGAUCUUUUGUAAGAAUGUGUUUUUUCUUUAUGAACUUUGAAAUUCUAAUUUAACUUUUUCUUAAAGACACUGAGGAACAAUUAACUACACUUUCAUUCAUUAGAGGACAAAAAGUCCUCCAAAAAACUGCAAUGAAAACAUUACAGAUUAAAAGUUUUCCACUUUUUCCCUCAAAUCACUCAACUUCAGUCACAAUAAAAGAAAAAAUCAAAUAUGUAGUUAUUCAAAUUAUUUGAAAACUUUUAACAUUUUUGCCAGUUUGAUCACAUGUCAGCGUUUAAUGGGAAAAACUCAGAUUUACACAAAAUUACACAAAAUUUUCUGUAAACUAGCUUUUUGGUGGAUGGGAAUUUUAUUUAAAGAUAGCUCUUAAAUAUACAAGAAAUUAGCAACUAAAUUGAUGUUAAUGUUAUUUUGCUGUGUCAGAUUUAUGAUUUCCAGUCCUUUUGGUCAUAAGAGGACAAAAGUUCUUUCAGUAGCUAUUUUUGGGAGAGGACAGGUUUAAUGUCUGCUUAAUUUAACCCUUUAAAUGGGUAAUUAAAGGGUUAAAAUAAUUUAAAUAAUUAUACAUUUGGUGUUUUUGAUUAGGACCACAAUUGAUUUAAAAGAUCUAAGGGAAAAAAUGUGGAAAAAAAUGAAUUUGUAAUGUUUUUAUGACAGUUUUAGGGAGAGGACUUUUUUUGCUCCAAUGACCUGAAAGGGGAGUAAAUUGAAUCGACCUACAAGGGUUAAUUAUGCACAGGUUAAAUGGAUUUCACCUUAAAUUCAAGUAUAGAAAAAUGCAUUCCUCUUCAUCUUUAACUACAUUGUCUGAAUUUUUUAAAAUUCUUAAAUGUUUUAACUUUCACAAAAUUUAACAUGGAUGGAUAUUAAGCUUAUACUGUAUGUAUGUGAUGAAUGAUGAAGAGAUGUGUAGCUUAAAUGACCUUGAUGUAUUAAAAAGGUCUUAAUUCAAUCAGCAACAACUUUUUAAGAAUAAAUCUGAUCAGAAA
Molecule: messenger RNA, 1998 nt
Organism: Melanotaenia boesemani (Boeseman's rainbowfish)
Lineage: Eukaryota; Metazoa; Chordata; Actinopteri; Atheriniformes; Melanotaeniidae
Gene: alkbh6
Product: alkB homolog 6
Exons: 2
Coding region: 94-798 (234 amino acids)
Source: RefSeq, a predicted model, not a curated record